AUGUCACCCUCCACCGUAGAGAAACUACACACAUUUCAUGCACAGGAGAGACAAAUAUUAUCUAAACUGGUUUUAGUUUUUUCAAGACCACCAGCUGAAUCACUUCUGGUCAUGGCCACAUGGCUUUGGCUUGAAGACUUUGGCUAUGAAAACAUCUUAUCAACCAUCGUUGCACUCACCGAUCCACUCAUUUUGGCUCUUGCAAACGAGGCUAUCUCGUGUUUCCAGUGCCUAGAUUCCAAGGACCCGCCGAAAGAUUUCAACCAGAUCCCUCUCACCACAGACCUCAUGAAAAACUAUAUAUCCCUUCCCAUAAUCUACAAACAUCGAUAUACUGCCAUAACAGGAAUAAAGAAUUUUUUAACCAUAAUUUGCUCUAGAAUUUUCUCUGAUAUCCUUCAAAAAGUUCUUCCGUGUUCUUCAUCAUACUCCUUUGUUACUCGAUAUCGGCGACCUCUCAUCAUCCCUGGCUUCCCACAUCCGACUUUUGGAAGCAUCAAUGUGUUGCCUGAUGUUGUUGAUGGUGAUUAUUUCCCUAACAACAACUUAUUCCUCAUUCCAAGUGGGAUAUGGGGAUGGAACGCUAAUUGCAUUGCUACCGAAGAGGACCGAACCAUGUUUAUAACGUUUUCUCGUGGAUUUCCCGUGUCGAAAGCCGAGGUAAAGGAACUCUUCACCGAUCACUUUGGAGAAAAUUGCGUUGAAUGCAUUUACAUGCGGGAGGGCAAUGAAAACGUCCUCUACACAAACGUAAAUAGCAAUGGUCAACAAAAACUAUUUGCGAGAUUGGUUUUGGAUUCAGUCACCACCGUGGAUCGCGUACUCAAUGGUACUAAUUUAUCAAAAUUUCAUAUCCACAGGAAGCAUAUUUGGGCUCGUAAGUUCUUAAAGAGGAACUGA
Molecule: messenger RNA, 900 nt
Organism: Arabis nemorensis
Lineage: Eukaryota; Viridiplantae; Streptophyta; Magnoliopsida; Brassicales; Brassicaceae
Source: the annotation of a GenBank genome assembly